ACACAAGAAUGCAAUGUUCUGAACAAACAUCAUCAAUGGCAUUCUGCCAGUUGGAUUAAUUUACAAUAGGGAAUUGAAAAGUUAACAGUUUGUGUUAAACUUCAUCGUAAGUAACUCUCACAGGGGAUCUCAGAGUUCAUAGGCAAAGAGUUUACAACAGUCCAGGAGAAAAGACGACAAAGACUAGUCAAGUCAGGAAAUGCUGAAGUAAUUAAACCAAUGUGACAAAUUGGGUCAAAAUAAUAGGCGAUUUAUAAAUUCUAAAGAGACAACUAAAUCUUCGGACGUCAACAACUUGAACUUUUGUAUUUCUUCUGGAACCAUAUUCGUCCCCAGGGACAAUGUCUGUGAAACUGCACUUUGCCUCUCCUGCUGAUUCUAGUGGGCUCAACCGUAGCCGUUCGUUCACUGGCUUUAGUUCCGUGCCAAGCAGACGAUCACAAGGUUCUUUUGUCAGUAGAAGUUCUCCAAUGUCAAGAGUCUCCUCAGUAAAAUCCACAACGAGGCUUGUAACCUCACAAAAAAACUCCAGCAGCUUGGAGCCACGGCCAAUUCGUGUGGAGAAAAUAUGCAAGUCAUUGCGGAAAGGCCUAAACAACUAUAUAGAAUCACGCCAGAAUGAGUUAGAUUUGCUGACCAUGCAACAGAAAGACAUGAAGAGAAACUCCAGAUUGGCUUUUUUAUAUGAUCUAGAUAAGCAAAUUAGAACUACCGAGAGAUACGUCAGGAAAUUGGAAUUUCACAUCAGCAGGAUAGAAGAAUUAUACGAGUCCUACUUCAUCCAAUGGCGUCUACGCAAUGGGGCAAACAACAUGAGAAGAGCUUACUCAAUAACACCUUCCACCAAAGGAUCACGGGAAACACUGCUGGAGAUUAAUAGGAACUACAGGUUAUGUACAGAGGAUAUGUGUGUGAUAGAGAAAACACUGGAGAUUCUUCUUGGGGAAUUUCACAUCAGAAUGAAAGGUUUGAUUGGUUUUGCGCGUUUAUGCCCAGGUGAUCAUUAUGAGGUAUUGAUUAGGUAUGGUCGACAGAGAUGGAAAUUAAAAGGAAAAAUUGAUGCUGAUGACAGACAAACAUGGGAUGAAGAGGAGAUGGUCUUCCUUCCUCACCUUAAUGAAGAUAUUGAAAUAAAGGUAGCUGAAAUGAAAGGGCUGAUGACUGUUUUGGUUGGAACAGUGACUUGUGAAAGUGCAGAUUUCUUCACAGCACAGCCUCAAAUAAUGAUCGUGGAUAUUACUGACCUGGGUACCAUUAAACUCCAGCUGGAAGUCACAUGGAAUCCAUUUGAUGCUGAUGAAACAUCAGUAACCUCUGGCUCAGUUUCCAAAUUCUCUUGGCCAAGUAGAAAAGGCUCUGUGUAUAACUGGACACCACCCAGCACCCCCAGCUUCAAGGACAAGUACUUCUCUCACAUUAGACAAGAGGACAAACUGCCUUCAUUAUAUCAGGAAACAAAAGGAACUUUAAUUUUUAAUCACUCAGGAAAUUGUUUCCACAAUACACAUUUGUCAUCUGUGCCUGAAAAUGAAAAAUUUUAUAAUUAUGCAAACUUAGAUAAACAAGGAGGCAAUGACAACGGAUAUGGUGCAGUAGAUUUCCAAGAAGUAUCUCAAUCUCUCCAGGACAGCCUCUCUACAGAAAGAACUGUGCAACCACCACACGUAGAACCAACAACUCCAGAUCAAGGAGAAUUUCAAAAGGAUUCACCACGAGCAAGACAAUUACAGAGUUGUUCAGCAUUGGCAGAAUCUGUUUUGCACAAGGGACCACAGCUGAGGCUUAGGAGACCCACUGGGAAACCUGCUGGACAGGAGUCAACUGGCCAAGCCUGGAGCACAGAUAUUACAGAUCCAUUGAAUUCACAAACAUCUUCGACAAUAUCCUGUACACACAGAAGUAGUGCUUCAAUCUGUUCUGAAAAUCUCAAGGCAAAUUUCACUUCAGUAGAUAUAGGAAACAUCCUUCAAGAAAUAUUGAUCAUCCUGAGGACAGACCAAAGAAACUAUAAAGAAAUACAAAAUCUAGAGCAGCAGAUUCUGCACUUAGGAGAUAUCCUUAAGAAAGAAGUUACAGUCAGCAGAAGUACAUCGACUGUCAGUCUGAGUGUUGAAACAGUGCUGGAAAGCUUCAACUUUCUAAAUGCUGACUCCAUUGAUAAUCUUUCAUACACUGGGAGUGUGAGGAUGAAGCCUGAAAGAAAUGGCACUUACAAUAAAAGUAACAGUUUUCAGUAUGGUGUGCUUACCAGGAGUGGAGAUUUGGGAAUGAAAACUGCGGGAAAUUUUGCACUGACAUCAAAGAAUCAGUGUCUUGAUAAAAUCCUAUUAACACACCUACAGGUGUGCAAGAAGCUUCUGCAGAGAUUUCCAUCAGUUGAUUCUGUUCUGGUCCUUCAGAACUGUAUACUGGAGGAGCUUUCACAGCAGAUCCUGGUGUUGGACACUCUGGCUCCUUUCUGUUAUGAGAAGUCAGCAAAUAUUAAAUCAGUGGAAGAAGUUAUUCCAAAAUCAAGGAAGAGAAAAUCAGUCCUGUCAUUUUGGCAUAAGUGCACAGAGGGAGAGUGUAUUUUACAUUUAUCAGCUGAACAGUUCCUCAUACAGCUAAGAAAUUGUUAUGUGCAGAAAGUGGCUGCAAAAUACCCAGGACAGACAGAGAGAGUAUUCAGAACACUUCUGCACCAGAUUAUCAGCUGUUGUGAAUUACUGCCUUGUCCCAAUGUCUCAGAGGAAUUGGUGACAGUUUUCCAGUUUUUCAACUACAUUCAGAAGUACAAUAUCACUCAGCUCGGAACCCAUUUGACCAGUCUAGCGAAGGAAGUGUUUCUACCUGAAGCAUUGCAUUCUACAUACAAGGUGAAGGCACUGAAAAAGUUAAAAGAAAAGCUUGUGUCGGAACUGCAACCACUGCAUCAAACGUUACAGUCCAUCAGUGUGCUUCAGUUGGAUGAGAAUCCCAAAGUUGCUCAGACUGCAAUCUCCUUUCUCAGGAGUGCUUCAGCAAACAACGUAUUUAGAACAAAGGCUUUGGCCUACUACACAGAAAGUUUGCAAGAAAAAGACGUGCAACACCAAAGAGCUGCCUGCGUGGCACUUAAACAGCUGAAGGCGGUGGAAAGCAUUGAGCAGAUCGCCAGCUUGUGUCAUUCUCAAGUGGCACACGUGCACAAUGUGGCAAGAGAAACCCUCAUCUCAUUUGGUGAAAAAGGUCGUUUAGCCUAUGAUGCAGUUGACAGACUUUGGAAGGAAGGCAUGAAGCAAAAUUCCACUACUCAAAUUACUAUCCUCUGAAUAUUGAAUUUUAAAAACCAUGUCAAUAUAUUUGUGUUAUAAUUGUGCUUAUACAGUAAUAAUAUUGUAUAAAGAUUUUAUCAACUGGUUAUUCAAAGGUCCAAGAUAUUGAUGUUCAAGACAAUAGCUACAUUUGGAUCAUACGAAAAAGCUGGACUUCCUUGUCUAUUGAUCAAACUUGCAAAUAUGCUGUAGACUGCAUAUCUUUAACAUUCUUAAAUAAAUGUUCAGAUUAUUUGGAAUAAACUAUGUUCAAUGUGUGAUUAAAGUUGCAUGAAGUAAA
Amblyraja radiata (thorny skate) is the source of this 3573-nucleotide messenger RNA. It is a transcript of the gene ripor3, whose product is annotated as RIPOR family member 3. The transcript has 22 exons. The record is from RefSeq and is a predicted model, not a curated record. NCBI's taxonomy places the organism in Eukaryota, Metazoa, Chordata, Chondrichthyes, Rajiformes, Rajidae. The coding region runs from base 342 to 3290 and encodes 982 amino acids.